AUUCUCUGACUGGGACGGACCUGUCAGUGACGGCAGGGCGCAGGCUGGCGUUUGGCGCUUUAAUUUUGUUGCUGGUCCGCCAAGUUACGCGCGAAAAUUAAGCACUGUCUGCAGAGAGACAGGGAAACCUUCGUUUUACGGCGGGAGAAGGAGAGUGACCACUGACAGAUAACAGCAUCAGGAAUCUUCUAACCAUUCUUGACAAAAUAUGCAACGAACAAUAAAGUCCUUUUUUCAGCCCAAGCUAGGGGCUGAAGUAAAGACUAAAGAAGAGAAAGUGAAGAAUGAUGUUCAAAAGGAAAAAGAAGAGCCAGAGAAAAGUGUUCCUGAACGUCCUUUAAAAGAGAGAAAUGGCAGUGCUUUAUGUGGAGAUGCCGAGUCACCAGUCAAACGAGUUUCAAAGAAGUCUGCACGUGUGUUGGAAAGUGAUAGUGAAGAGGAAGAGGAGAAUUCAAAGGUACAAGCGACUCCUGAAAAAAUGAACAAUGAAAGCGAUCCAAAGAAUGAUGUUAAAGAAACUCCUCCGAGUGCACGUAAAGAAACUCCUCCGAGUGCACGUAAAGAAACUCCUCCAAGUGCACGUAAAGAAACUCCUCAGAGUGCACGUAAGGAUGCAAAAUCUGAAGGAGCUUCAGAGAUGAACACUUCCCAAGAUUUUGUCUCUCCUUGCAGCAGCAAAUCUAUUGACAGCCCUUUAUGUUCAGAUUCUCCUGGCAUAUCUCCUUCCGGUAUCCCCAAACGAAAGACAGCCCGUAAACAGCUACCAAAGCGUAAGCUGGAAAUAUCUCCCAGUGAAUCAAAUCCACCAAAAGAUGAUUUAGAUGUCAAAGGAGCAGUGAAGCGCCAAAAGAAAGAGGCAGAGGGAGAUAUUCAACAAGAAGAACCCAUGGAGACAAGUCACAAUAUCUCCAUGGAAGAGGAAUGCCCCAUAAAGAAAGAGACAAAUGCCGAAGUUGUUCAAGAAACCAUAUCCAAAGCGGAUGAUCCGAACAUAGAACUUGUAGACCAAAAGGAUGUUGUUUCAGGAGAAGAGCAAUCUGAACCUAAAUGUCAAGAGCAACCACAGCCCAAACUUACCAGUCCUACUGUGGAGCCUAAAGCUUCAAAAGGGAAGGCAAGAAAGAAAAACGGUCCUCUGCCAAAGAAAGUGAAAUUUAGCGAUAAAGUUUCUUUUAAAGACAAUGACAGUGAGGAAAAAAGUAAUGAGGAAAAAAGCGAUGAGGAGCCUCAGAAGAAAGCAGAUUCUGCUAAACCUGUGAAACAAAUAAGCAGUUUCUUUGCCCCAAGGAAACCUGCAAUAAAGACUGAAAAGAAAGAGGAAAAUCUGAAUGAAAAGAAUGUCACUGAGACCUCUUUAGAAGAAUCGCCUAAGCCUAAAAAAAACGUUGGCAGUUUCUUUGGAGCAUCCAAGCAAGAAGCAUCAGAAGAACAGACAGAGUAUAACCCAUCCAAGAGUAAAUAUCACCCCAUAGAUGAUGCUUGCUGGUGUAAUGGACAGAAGGUACCAUAUCUUGCUGUUGCCCGAACGUUUGAAAGGAUAGAAGAGGAAUCUGCCCGACUGAAGAACAUAGAGACUCUGAGUAAUUUUCUGCGCUCCGUCAUUGCUCUUACUCCUGAGGAUCUCUUGCCUUGCAUCUAUCUUUGUCUGAACCGCCUGGGACCGGCAUAUGAAGGACUGGAGCUAGGCAUAGGAGAAACUAUUCUAAUGAAAGCAGUUGCCCAGGCUACAGGACGCCAGCUUGAGAAGAUAAAGGCUGAGGCACAAGAGAAAGGAGACCUUGGCCUGGUUGCUGAGAGCAGUCGUAGCAACCAACGCACAAUGUUUACACCCCCAAAGCUCAUGGCAUCAGGUGUUUUCGGCAAGCUGAAAGAUAUAGCCAGGAUGACUGGCAAUGCUUCUAUGAAUAAGAAAAUUGACAUUAUUAAAGGACUGUUUGUAGCCUGCAGGCAUUCUGAGGCACGUUAUAUUGCCAGAUCUCUUGGAGGAAAACUUCGAAUUGGUCUUGCAGAACAGUCAGUGUUAUCAUCAAUUGCUCAGGCAGUGUGCCUUACUCCUCCUGGGCGAGAUGCCCCUCCUACUGUGAUGGAUGCCGGAAAGGGAAUGAGUGCAGAUUCCAGGAAAUCCUGGAUUGAAGAGAAAGCAAUGAUCUUGAAACAAACUUUUUGUGAGUUGCCAAACUAUGAUGCCAUAAUUCCUAUUCUUUUGGAACAUGGUAUUGAUGACCUCCCAAAACACUGCCGACUUACUCCAGGUAUCCCUCUGAAACCAAUGUUGGCGCAUCCUACCAAGGGUAUUGGGGAAGUGUUGAAGCGAUUUGAUGAAGCUGCCUUUACUUGUGAAUACAAAUAUGACGGGGAGCGUGCACAGAUACAUAUUCUGGAAAAUGGGGAAGUACAUGUAUACAGCAGAAACCAAGAAAACAACACCACAAAAUACCCUGACAUCAUCAGCAGAAUUCCUAAGAUUAAAAAAGAAAGUGUCAAAUCCUGUAUCCUCGAUACGGAAGCUGUAGCCUGGGACGCAGAAAAGAAACAAAUUCAGCCGUUUCAAGUACUGACUACUAGAAAGAGAAAGGAUGUGGAUGCAUCAGAGAUUAAAGUGCAAGUUUGUGUGUAUGCCUUUGACAUGCUUUACCUUAAUGGAGAGUCCCUAGUGAAAGAGCCAUUUGCUAAGCGACGACAGCUCUUGAGAGAGUCGUUCCUGGAGACUGAAGGGCAGUUCAUGUUUGCUACAUAUAUGGAUAAGUCAAAUACAGAUGAAAUUUCUGAGUUUCUUGAUCAGUCUAUUAAAGAUUCAUGUGAAGGACUUAUGGUGAAGACACUGGAGCAAGACGCUACAUAUGAAAUUGCAAAGAGAUCUCACAAUUGGCUAAAAUUAAAGAAGGAUUACUUGGAAGGUGUGGGUGAUACUCUGGAUCUUGUUGUUAUUGGAGCUUACCUUGGGAAAGGGAAAAGAACUGGUAUCUAUGGAGGCUUCUUACUUGCGUCAUACGAUGAAGAAAGCGAGGAAUAUCAGACCAUCUGCAAGAUUGGAACAGGUUUUACAGACGACGACUUGGAAAAGCAUUACAACUUCCUGAAGGAUCAUGUGAUUAAAAAUCCACGGAGCUACUACCGCUGGGACAGUGCCACAGAGCCAGAUCACUGGUUUGAUCCUGUCCAAGUCUGGGAAGUUAAGUGUGCUGAUCUAUCCAUUUCUCCAGUACAUAAGGCAGCUCUUGGAUUGGUGGAGGACCAGAAAGGAAUUUCUCUGCGAUUUCCUCGUUUUGUUCGUAUCAGAGAUGAUAAGAAACCAGAGGAAUCCACAAACAGUUUUCAGGUUGCAGAUCUUUAUAGAAAGCAGCAGCAAAUCCAAAACACAAGUUCAACAGAGAAGGCAGAGGAGGAUUUUUACUAGAAUUACACAUCAGCACUUUUAUUUUAUUUUUUUUCUCUUCUUUGUAAUGUCCACAUUGAACAAUUGUGUUUUCAAGUCCAGGGGAUUCAGUUGGUAUGUAAAGCAGCCAUCAAUAAGAAAGCCUUAGCUUGUAUCCUAUAUAUUACCAUUCAUUCUCUGAAGCAUUUCAGGAAACCCCUCGAUUCUGUCUCUACUGUCCAUUUCUAUGUUGACCUGAGAAACAAAAGUCAUUGCCUAACCUCCCCCACCUAUUGUGUUGCCUUGGAGUAGUGAAGACGAUGGAAUUGGGCCUUUUUUUUUGCUACAUUGCUGAUGUCUUCUAUUUUAUAACAGCUAUGUGAACUAGACUUGUGAAAUACUUGAAAAGCAAUGGUUCUUCUUUACAAUAUUGUGAUAUUAAAAGCCAUAAGAAAAUAAAUACUAAUUAUAUUGAUA
Xenopus laevis (African clawed frog) is the source of this 3832-nucleotide messenger RNA. RefSeq names its product ligase I, DNA, ATP-dependent L homeolog (gene lig1.L). Gene Ontology annotation, biological process: DNA recombination; DNA biosynthetic process; lagging strand elongation. Gene Ontology annotation, molecular function: DNA binding; DNA ligase (ATP) activity; ATP binding. Gene Ontology annotation, cellular component: mitochondrion; nucleus. The transcript is spliced from 27 exons. Bases 209 to 3397 code for a protein of 1062 amino acids. The record is from RefSeq and is a predicted model, not a curated record. NCBI's taxonomy places the organism in Eukaryota, Metazoa, Chordata, Amphibia, Anura, Pipidae.